Messenger RNA from Lindgomyces ingoldianus, 393 nucleotides. RefSeq lists its product as uncharacterized. NCBI's taxonomy places the organism in Eukaryota, Fungi, Ascomycota, Dothideomycetes, Pleosporales, Lindgomycetaceae. The transcript is spliced from 9 exons. The record is from RefSeq and is a predicted model, not a curated record. Bases 1 to 393 code for a protein of 130 amino acids.
AUGCUAAGUGUUAGUGCUAGGUUAAUAAUUAUAAAUCUACUUAAGCAUAUCUACAUAAAUGCCUGUGUAAAGAAAAAGCAAGUUGCUGCUAAAAAGAAGGCAGUUAAAGCAGCUAAAGGUAGUAUAACUAAGCAUAAAAAAAAGAUUAACUUAGAGGAUAAUAACUAUAAUCUAAAUAAGGACAUAAAAGUUAAAGAUAGUAAAGCGUUUAACUAUAAGGUUAGCUGUGUUAUUUGCUAUAAUAAUUUUAAAAUGCCUAUAAUUCUAGGCAAAACCUUUAAGUUACCUAAUAUCUUAGCCCUACUUUGCAUUAUUUCUGUCUAUAAUAAUAGUUAUAAAUCUCUGGCUUAUAAGUGCCUAACUUACAAGGGUAUCCUGCGUAGGCACAUUUAA